CCUGCGAGCUGGACUGAUCGUCAGUGGUGGCACUUCUAAACAACUGGACCCGUUUGCAUCAAUCCUUUUCCUCCAAUCCAAUUCUCCACCACGCUUCGUCCCCCUUAGUUCAUCCCUCAGUCCAUCAUGCGCCUCCUCGACGUCCUUCUUGGGCUCCUCCUCCUCUCCCUGCACACGCCGUCGUGCUCUGCCGCCACGGACACGGUGUCACCUGGCAAUGGGCUCGCCGGCAGCGACAGGCUCGUCUCCAACAACAGCAAGUUCGCGCUUGGCUUCUUCAAGAUGGACAGUAAGUCCUCCGACACCAAUCCCAACUCUUACCUCGGCAUAUGGUUCAACAAGGUCCGCAAGCUAACUCCGCUUUGGACCGCCAAUGGCGAUAGCCCGGUCAUCGACCCCAUUUCACCUGAGCUUGCAAUUUCCAGUGACGGGAACUUGGUCAUCCUAGAUCAGGCCACCAAAUCCGUCAUAUGGUCUACCCAUGCCAACAUCACAACCAACGGCACCGUCGCUGUGCUUCUGAACAAUGGCAACCUCGUCCUGCAGAGCUCCUCAAACUCAUCCAACAUCUUCUGGCAGAGCUUUGACUACCCAACGGACACCCUUUUCGCCGGUGCCAAGAUUGGCUGGAACAAGAUCACUGGUCUGAACCGCCGCCUUGUUUCCAGAAAGAAUUUGAUUGAUCAGGCUCCUGGUUUGUUCUCUCUGGAGCUAGAACCCAAUGGGGUUGGUCAUCUCCUGUGGAACUCAACCAUAGAGUACUGGUCCACCGGGGAUUGGAACGGCCGAUACUUCGGCUUAGCGCCGGAGAUGAUAGGCGCCGUCAUGCCAACUUUCAAAUUUGUCAACAAUGAGCAAGAGGUUUACUUUACAUAUGCAUUGCGGAAUGAGGCGGCCAUCGUGCACACUGGAAUAGAUGUCUUUGGCCGAGGCCUGGUGGGUGUAUGGAUGGACAGCCUCCAGGACUGGUUGAUAAAUUACAGGCAGCCUGUGGUUCAAUGCGAUGUCUAUGCAACCUGUGGACCUUUCACAAUCUGCGAAGACGAUGCGGAUCCAAUCUGCGACUGCAUGAAGGGUUUCUCUAAAAGAUCACCCAAGGACUGGGAGCUGGGGGACCGAAGAGAUGGGUGCAUGAGGAAUACUCCAUUAGGCUGUGGCAGUGACAGAAACAAGGCAGGUCUCACAGAUAAGUUCUACUCCUUGCAAAGCGUCAGGUUGCCCCACGACGCCAAGAAAGUGCAGGCUGCUACAAGUGGAGAUGAAUGCUCACAGGUUUGCUUGGGCAACUGCUCUUGCACUGCAUAUUCCUACGGGGAAGGAGGCUGCUCUGUUUGGAAUGGCGAGUUGAACAAUGUAAAACAACAAUCUGAUGCUUCUUCUGAUGGAAAUGGGGAGAUACUUUACAUCCGCCUUGCUGCAAAAGAGGUCGAUGCAAAAGAGGUGCCAAGUGUGGGAAGGAAGAAGAGUGGAAUUACCAUUGGUGUUGCCGUUGGUGCAAGCACUGCUGCUUUGGGUCUGAUGAUCCUUGGUCUGAUGAUUUGGAGGAGAAAAGGGAAGUGCUUUACUCGCACACUGGAAAAUGCUCAGGGUGGCAUUGGGAUAAUUGCAUUUCGAUAUGUUGAUUUGCAACGUGCAACUAAAAACUUCUCAGAAAAGUUAGGGGGAGGCAGUUUUGGUUCUGUAUUCAAGGGGUACCUAAGUGACUCGGUAACCUUGGCAGUGAAAAGGCUUGACGGAGCCCAUCAAGGAGAGAAGCAAUUCAGAGCCGAAGUGAAUUCAGUUGGAAUCAUCCAGCACAUCAAUUUAGUCAAACUGAUUGGAUUUUGUUGUGAAGGCGAUAGGAGGUUACUUGUGUAUGAAUACAUGCCAAAUCACUCCCUUGAUGUGCAUUUAUUUAAGUCUAAUGAUACAGUAUUGGUUUGGAAUCUCAGGUACCAAAUAGCUAUUGGAGUUGCCAGAGGCCUAGCCUACUUGCACACUGGUUGUCGGGAUUGCAUUAUACAUUGUGAUAUCAAGCCAGAGAACAUACUUCUCGAUGCGUCUUUUGUACCUAAAAUUGCGGAUUUUGGAAUGGCAAAGGUUUUGGGGAGAGAAUUUAGCCAUGCAAUGACUACAAUGAGAGGAACUAUUGGAUAUCUUGCGCCUGAAUGGAUUAGCGGGACAGUUGUUACAUCUAAAGUCGAUGUUUACAGCUACGGGAUGGUUUUAUUUGAAAUCAUAUCAGGAAAGAGGAACUCAAGUCCAGACUACUUUAGGGAUGGUGAAUAUUCAGCCUUCUUUCCUGUGCAAGUUGCACGCAAGCUUCUCAAUGGAGAGAUUGGAAGCUUGGUGGAUGCAAAUUUGCAUGGUGAUGUGAAUCUCGAGGAGGUUGAAAGAGUUUGCAAAGUUGCAUGUUGGUGCAUUCAAGAUAGUGAGUUUGAUCGACCAACCAUGGCCCAGGUGGUACAGUUUCUUGAGGGUCUUUUUGAGGUCCACAUGCCUCCAGUGCCAAGACUACUCAAUGCUAUCACAGGAGGGUCACCAAUAUGACUGUGACCUUCAGUUUUACCUCAAACUUGCAUAUACUUACGAAAACUUUUAUCAAUCCAUGAGAAUAUUGUAGUUUAUAUCCUAUACAAAACUUGGCAUUUGUAACAUGCUAGAUUUCUAUGUAACCGAGAGGAGAUAUUGUCUUACAAAACAAAUAUGGUGCUUGUAACAUUUGAAGAUUCAUAUUAAUGUACCCAAGGAGGAGGAAAUCUUUCCUUGCAAAUAAACUCAACUCGGUGA
Molecule: messenger RNA, 2769 nt
Organism: Phragmites australis (common reed)
Lineage: Eukaryota; Viridiplantae; Streptophyta; Magnoliopsida; Poales; Poaceae
Product: G-type lectin S-receptor-like serine/threonine-protein kinase At2g19130
Exons: 1
Coding region: 127-2529 (800 amino acids)
Biological process (GO): recognition of pollen; protein phosphorylation
Molecular function (GO): ATP binding; protein serine/threonine kinase activity
Source: RefSeq, a predicted model, not a curated record